AUGCAUUUGUUAACCCCCAUGGAGAGCUGUUUGGGGGGCGCGUCCGAAGUGUGUUGCGCGGCGAUUGACGCGGCCUUCGCGCCCGGGACUAAAGCGUCAACCAGAAACUGUCUGUGCCUGCCGGACGUCGCAACCACGGGGCUCCACGUGGCGCUCGGGUUUGGGGUCGACUUCAACAAGGUUCUGUCCGACUGCUGGACCGACUACGGGCUGCAGACCAACUGGUACGGCGAAACAAAUGGCCACUGCCCGACGCUCGCCGUAAGGUCCGAUCCAUACCUGUGGCGCGCGCUCGUGCCCAAUAUGAUUACCCUCCUGCUGAUCUACUGGGUCCUGUGCGCGGUCGCGCACUCCGCGCUCCGCCGGCGGGCGCCGCCCUACCGGACGCUGUCCGCGCUCAAGCAGCGGAACACUGCGACGUACCUCCUCGAGAUUCUGGUGACGUCAGCUGCGCUCGUGCUGACGUUGGCCUACGGCGGGGACGUGCUGUUCUUCGGGCGGAGCGGCUCGGUCGCGGCCGCGACAAACGCGCGCAUCGGGCUGCUGCUGAUCGCGAGCCUGUACGUCUUCGAGCUCGUCUACCGGAACGAGACCGGAAUUCCGCUCAUGCUGCACCACGUGGUGACGAUCCUGCUGAUCGUGCUGCUGGACUUCUCGAGCAAGGACGACGCGCCGUCCGCCGAGGCGCGCGCGUUCCAGAGGUUUGGGCUGCUCGUAUCGCUUCACGCGUCGACGGAACAGCUGACGUUCGUGGGGCUCGCCAUGUACCGGCUGGGGCACCCUUGGGCCGCGCGCGUCAUGAAGAUCUCCACGUGGCAGGUCCUCGUCUUCAAGCUCGUCAUCAACGUGCUGACGUGGGCACUCCUGAUCGACUUCUACGUUACCCAGUACGACGAGCCGUCCGCGUCACGCAGCGGCACCAACUGGCAUAUCGUAUGGCCCAUCCUGCUCCCUUUCCUCAACAUGGCUCUCUUCGCCUCCCAACUCUACUCCGUCUACAUCAUCCACGUCAUCGCGACGCGGCUCGAGGCGCGCGCGCGCUCAGCCGACCUCAGCGGUGACGACUCCCCGUCUGGUGAUGAUGGCAGCGACGCCGCGGAGAAGACGGUGACGUGGCAGCUGGAAGCCGCGCCCGAAGAGGAGCAGAAGGCGCCCGCGUUCAACCGGAGCCAGAGUGCGCCGGCGAGUGCGCGUUUCGUACGGCAGACUAGCCUGCAGCGCGCGCGCACGUUCGCGCACCAGGCGAGCAUAAAGAUUCACGACGCUAUAGAUCAGGACAUCGAGAAUGUGUAA
Molecule: messenger RNA, 1293 nt
Organism: Klebsormidium nitens
Lineage: Eukaryota; Viridiplantae; Streptophyta; Klebsormidiophyceae; Klebsormidiales; Klebsormidiaceae
Source: the annotation of a GenBank genome assembly